Molecule: messenger RNA, 870 nt
Organism: Parnassius mnemosyne (clouded apollo)
Lineage: Eukaryota; Metazoa; Arthropoda; Insecta; Lepidoptera; Papilionidae
Source: the annotation of a GenBank genome assembly
AUGUCUAAAGAAUGCUUUACUUUUUUACUUGAAAAAGUAAAACCAGACCUAACCAAAAAAAUUACAAGAUUUCAAAAGCCUAUAUCUCCCAUCGAACGAUUAGCAGUCUGCAUCAGGUUCCUGGCUACUGGGGAUUCGUUUAAAACUAUUUCGUACAGUUUUCGAUUGGGGCAUUCAACUGUGACCGAAAUUGUACAUAGCACAUGUCGAUCUAUCGUUAAAAGAUUUAAGAAAGACGUUAUACCAGAACCAACAGAAGAAAUGUGGCGUAAAAUUGCCGAAGAUUUUGAAAAGCUUAGAGGUUUUCCAAAUUGUAUAGGCGCAUUGGAUGGAAAACAUUUUGUUAUUGAAGCCCCAGCCAAUAGUGGUUCUAUAUAUUUUAAUUAUAAACACACAUUCUCAAUUGUUUUAUUGGCGUUAGUGGACGCAUGCUACAAAUUUAUUGCAGUUGAUGUUGGCGCUUACGGACGAAACAGUGAUGGUGGCAUUUUUGCACAAUGUAAUCUUGGAAAACGUUUAGAAAAUGGGACGCUUCAUGUACCUAUUGGUAAAAAUUUACCCGGUUCCUCUACGUUUGCACCAUAUGUAAUAGUUGGUGAUGAAGCGUUUCCUUUGAAAACAUACCUAAUGCGACCGUAUCCAGGACACCAAGCAACAGGUGACGCUAAUAAAACGAAUUUCAAUCAUAGACUGUCUUUGGCCCGGCGACUAGUCGAAAAUGCCUUUUGUAUUUUGACACAAAGAUUUAGAAUAUUUCAAAGAAGAAUGAAACUUGCUCCAGAAAAUGUUGAUUACAUUAUUCUAUCUACAUGCGUACUGCAUAAUUUUUUUAUGCGAACAAAAAGAUUACACAGGGCUUAUCAAUCAUAG